Molecule: messenger RNA, 5519 nt
Organism: Spea bombifrons (plains spadefoot toad)
Lineage: Eukaryota; Metazoa; Chordata; Amphibia; Anura; Pelobatidae
Gene: NRK
Product: Nik related kinase
Exons: 32
Coding region: 178-3897 (1239 amino acids)
Biological process (GO): protein phosphorylation
Molecular function (GO): ATP binding; protein kinase activity
Source: RefSeq, a predicted model, not a curated record
GAUGUGAAGUUUCCUGUGUUUGUCACAGAGACACAUACUGUACUCCAUCCUAGCCACGGGCUGACAUGCUAACAGCACUCCGGCAUGCUACCGUCAAGUUUGCUUCCCAGAGACGUAGAACAGAAGAAGCAACAGGCAAGCAAAAACUUUUAAGGAGUCGGCUGAAGAGCUGCAGAUAUGGCAAGCAUGUACACAACAAAAAGCCUGGACUAUAUUGACUUGGCCUCUCUCAGAGACCCUGCAGGUAUAUUCGAGCUGGUUGAAGUUGUUGGGAAUGGGACAUAUGGACAAGUCUAUAAGGGACGCCAUGUUAAAACAGGGCAGCUGGCUGCAAUAAAAGUAAUGAAUGUCACGGAGGAGGAAGAGGAGGAAAUAAAACUUGAAAUAAACAUGCUGAAGAAGUAUUCCCAUCACAGGAACAUUGCAACAUACUAUGGAGCAUUUGUGAAGAAAAGUUUUGCAGGCCAAGAUGAUCAGCUUUGGCUCGUAAUGGAAUAUUGCGGAGCAGGGUCAGUUACGGACUUGGUGAAAAAGACGAAAGGCAAUUGCUUUAAGGAAGAUUGGAUUGCGUACAUCUGUAGAGAGAUUUUAAGGGGUUUGGCUCACCUCCAUGCGCACCAUGUAAUUCAUCGGGAUAUUAAAGGGCAAAAUGUUCUGCUUACUGAAAAUGCUGAGGUGAAACUAGUUGACUUUGGUGUGAGUGCCCAGCUGGAUAGAACCAUAGGGAGGAGAAACACUUUCAUUGGCACCCCUUACUGGAUGGCACCUGAGGUCAUAGCAUGUGACGAGAAUCCAGACUCAACAUAUGACUACAGAAGUGAUCUCUGGUCCCUAGGAAUAACAGCGAUAGAAAUGGCCGAGGGCGCACCCCCUCUGUGUGACAUGCACCCUAUGAGAGCACUUUUCCUUAUUCCACGAAACCCCCCACCAAAAUUAAAAUCAAGGAAGUGGUCAAAGAAAUGUCUGAACUUUGUGGAUAGCUGCCUUGUUAAAAAUUACACACAUCGUCCUUCCACAGAAACACUUCUUAAACAUUCAUUUGUUCGAGAUAUUCAAAACGAGCGGCAGAUACGUAUUAUGCUCAAAGACCAUCUGGAUAGGACCAGAAAAAAGAAAGGAGAGAAAGAUGAAACUGGAUAUGAAUAUAGUGGAAGUGAAGAAGAGGAUGAUGAAAUGAAUGAAGAUGAGGGAGAACCAAGCUCCAUUGUUAAUCUUCCUGGCGAAUCGACUCUCCGCCGCGAGUUCUUGCGACUGCAGCAGGAAAACAAGAACAGAUCAGAUCCUCAGAGACAGCAACAAUUACAACAGCAGCUAAAGGACCAGGAAAGAUACAAAAAGCAGCUCCUGGCAGAGCGCCAGAAGCGGAUCGAGCAGCAGAAGGAGCAGAGGAAAAAGCUGGAGGAUCACCAGAAAAGAGAGCUGGAACUGAGAAAACGACAAGGAUUUGAUACAAGGUGGACUGACCAGGAAGAAAGUCAAAACCAAGAGUCAAAAGGGAAGGAAAGCAGGAGACACGUUGAACAAACAAGAUGUGCUCUUACCGACGGACAUGAUAAGAGUGAAAGGAAACAGCAGGAAGAUUGGAGGCAGAAACCAGAUGGAAGUAACAAAGCUACAGACGUGUCACUACAUGCAACAAGAGCAGAGGAAACACAGAGCCAUAAGAAGCAUCAUCGCACACUGCCCAAGGAUCAGACUCAAUUAUUAAUUCUUCAACAUGAUCACAAGACGAAGAACGCGGAGGCACAAAAGCACCUUAAGGAUCAUUCGCAUGUGAUCGUCAAUGCGGAGAUACAGGAGAAGAAGAAUGCAGUAGUUAACCCCAGUAACAUGAAAUGGACUGGUUUGAUGCAUCCAGCACACAGCAGACUUGGCUCUGGGAGCAGUUCUAGCCCAUGCACCCCAGCACUUCCAAGAGCUGCUCUUCCAGAGAAUGAAAAUCUCCGAUCAAGUAAGGAGAAUCACUAUAGCAGCUCCUUGUCUGACAUGGUCAUGAUUCCUUUAACUCCUGGAAAAGAUGAUGUAUUCUGGGAUUCACUACAAACUGAAGAACCUCCUCCAAAGGUUCCAGAGAGAACUACUUCAAAGUUCUACAAAGCAGAUUUUCCAGGCCAUCAAAGAUCUCCAUCUGGUAUGAUUCAACAGGCCAUCAAAGAGCAGCCGCAGAACAGGAAAGGUAGCAGCCCAUCCCAUGGAAGUGGAAAUCAAUGCAACCGAUCCAAGACAGGAAUAUUUCAAGAAACCCAUGUGCUGCAGAACUAUCCCCAGCAUUUCAGAAAGCCUGAGAAUGGACCACGUCUGGACUGCCCCAAAAUAUCAAGUCCCAACUUCUUGGCCAAAGGAAAAGACAGCAAAAGCUCCUACAUGAAAGCAUCUCACUUCUCCUCCUCCAGUGAUGAGAUCGGCAGCAGUGAUGAUGAAAUACAAAAUAAAAGGCAACCAUUGAGCAAUGGGAUGUUGAAUAUCUCAAGGACAAGAGUUCCAGAUGGAAUUACAGAGAAACCCCAAAGCAACAAAUCUGAAGACAAGGCAGCUGGAAAUCUAAGUUGUAGCAGCAGCAGCAAUCAAGAUGUCUGGAACUCCUACAACCAAACAUAUCUACUGCCAGAUCUCUUACAACAGAGCCAACCCUCAGAACCUUCAGUGAAUCAGAACAAAACUCCCCUAAAAAGUUCCAAGCCUUCAAACACAUCUAAAAAUGAUCAGAUGCCAAAUGGUGAAACAUCAACACCCAAGAAUAGUUCAUCAUCAACAACCUCAUUUAGUGCAUUCAUUGACCCCAGGCUUCUUCAGUUCUCUCCUCCGACAAGUCCAGCAAGCUCUUCAUGCAACACGAAAUUGGAGCCUUGUCGAAGAGAAAAUGCAAGGAAAGGUUCUGUGGUCAACGUUAAUCCGACUAAUAUUCGUCCUCAGAGUGACAGUCCAGAGAUUCGCAAAUAUAAAAAGAAAUUUAAUUCAGAGAUCCUUUGCGGUGCCCUUUGGGGUGUCAACUUGCUGGUGGGAACCGAACAUGGUCUUUGGUUACUGGACCGGAGUGGACAAGGAAGGGUUUAUUCCUUAAUCAACAGAAGACGCUUCUACCAAAUGGAUGUUCUAGAAGGGCUUAAUAUUCUUAUUACUAUAUCUGGCAAAAAAAACAAACUGAGGGUGUACUAUUUAUCAUGGCUGAGAAACAAAAUCCUACGAAAUGACCCAGAAGUAGAGAAACGCCAAGGAUGGGUCUCUGUGGGGGAGCUGGAAGGUUGUGUACACUACAAAGUUGUGAAAUAUGAAAGGAUAAAAUUCCUUGUGAUUGCUCUGAAGAACUCAGUGGAGGUAUAUGCAUGGGCACCAAAGCCGUAUCAUAAAUUUAUGGCUUUUAAGUCAUUUUCAUCCUUGCAUCAGAAACCAUUGUUUGUUGACCUAACAGUGGAAAACGGACAAAGGCUGAAGGUCAUCUAUGGCUCUGCAGUUGGAUUUCAUGCUAUUGAUGUUGACUCUGGGACAGUGUAUGACCUCUAUCUACCCACACAUAUCCAGGGGAAUAUACAUCCUCACGCUAUCAUUAUUCUUCCAAACACAAAUGGUAUGGAACUGCUGGUCAGUUAUGAAGAUGAAGGAGUGUAUAUUAAUACAUAUGGACGGUUCAGCAAAGAAACCAUUUUGCAGUGGGGAGAAAUGCCAGCCUCUGUGGCAUAUCUUCCGUCUAAUCAAGUAAUGGGCUGGGGAGAGAAGGCAAUCGAGCUGCGGUCAGGGGACACUGGAACUCUAGAAGGUGUUUUCAUGCACAAGAAAGCACAGAAAUUAAAGUUUCUGUGUGAAAGAAAUGACAAGGUGUUUUUCGCUUCGAUACAAACUGGUGGCUGCAGUCAGAUUUACUUUAUGACCCUUGGACAAAAUAUGCUGUUUAACUGGUGACCACGUUCAAGCCUGCAUUGGAUAAAGAGUUGACUUGCUAUUAAUUGUCAUUGUUUCAUUUUGCUCUCAUAACUGUGUAGAUUAAAAAAUGUAGCAUUAAAGUAUACAAUAUGGUGGCUAUCAGUCUUUAGCAGUAUUUAAUAUAUGUGGCAUGAUGCUGUUCUUUGUAAAGGUUAACUUUUUGGAAAAGAUAGCAUACAAACUGUGACUUGGAUGGAUGGAUUGGUCUAAACACUUACUCCUACUUCUUGAUAUAGUAGAUGAUAUAUAAUGUUAUCAAUGUCUUCAAAAUGUAUUCAGAGAUGGUUAUAGCUCAACAGGUAGAGGAAAAUCAAGCAAUAUCAAAAUGUUUAGAGAUGCAAAAAAAGCAAUUUCACAUUUUUAAUAGUACUGGAAUAUGAUAUAUUGCACUUUUUGCUUCAAUAUUUGGGUUUUUAAUCAUACUUCAUUGACACUGUAAUGAACAAUCUUACUUGAAGGACAUGCAAUUUUCAUAGCAUUAGACAAACAUUGUAAUGUAAUAUAUAUUUGUAAAAUAAGUUGAGUGGCAUUUCAUUUAUCCAUCACAGAGCCUAAGAUUUACUUAAUCAUAUGUAUGUAAAUUGGAUUAUUCCUACAUUUGUAAAUAAAAUUAUUUUAGUUUAAAAUCAUGAAUUUUAGUUUACCACUAAUAGAAAAUAGUAACUUUUUAGAUAGAUGGCAAAUUUGGUUUAAUGUCGUUGUUGUAUUAGUCUUUGUUUUUUGUUAAAUCAUUUUUAAAAUAUUUUGAGGUGUAAAACAUUCUGAACAAUUUAGAUUGUAUAUUUCCAAACAUUUAAUGAACAUUUAAUGGUAAAAUAUAUUGUGUUCCCAUUUUAUUCUUAUGAUUCAAUGAGUUGUACGAGAAACUUUGUUCAGCCACACACAAAAAUCUGCAGAAAAACUAGAUGCACAUAUGCUUCUAAAGCAUAUGCUUUAAUAGUGUACCUUACCUCCCAGCAGUCUCAGUUUUAUAGGUACAGUCCUGCAGUCCUGGUGGUACCAUCAGAGUUUGAGUUAAUAGAGAUACAUUUUCCUUGAUAUUUUGUUAAAUGCAAUAGUUUAUUUUCUACCAAAUGCCUAAAAUGUAUAAUAUAUUUAAUAUAAUACUUAUAUUCAUGUUGCUUUACAAGGCAUUGGAACUUAAAGAUAGAUCUACAUGCAGCACGCCAUUGACACUAUUUAAGGGCAGUUAAUUGAACAGCGAUUAAAAGAAAAUAUUUUAUAGUCUUCAUUAUGUAUGUUGGGAGCCCAUUUUGCAAAGUAUUUUACUGCAUGCUAAUUGAAGCAUGCAUGCUUCCUCUACUGAAACCAAUAGAAGUAUUAGUGUGAAGUUCUCGCACGUGUUGAGUAGAGAUCCCACGGAUAUUACUGAGGCUGCAGCUAAUCUUAGAAAGACAGCAGUGUUCAGAUAGCAUACAUGUUAUUGGCUGCUGUCACUUCAAGUGAUUUCAUAGAAGCUCAGAACUGAACUGGAGAACUACUGAACAUGUGUAAGUAGCUAGGGGCAUUGCUAAGGCAGGCGCAGCGGGUGCCCAAAUGGUAGUAAAGGCAGUUCACACACAGAUUGCAAGCUGUACUAAAGAUAAAAACUCUGUACACAA